AUGGCAACCUCGCCGGCAGCUUCCAGGAUCAGGCCGUCGCACGGCGAACCGUCCCCGCCGCUGAACCAAGAGCUGAUCGUCGACGAGAUCCUCACGCGCCUGCCGGUGGCCGAAGCCAUGCGCUGCAGAUCAGUCAGCCGGGCGUGGAACGCGGCCCUCGCCUCCGGCCACUUCGUCGCCGCGCACGCCGCCAGAGCAGCCGCCGCGCGCCACCCCGAGAUCGUCUUCUUCUCGCCGACAGAGAAGGGCGUCGCCACGUCCUUCUACGCUUGCUCGCUUCCCGAGGACGGAGACGCGCCGCCCGCCGCCGCUGCCCGCAAGCUGCUCAGCGUGGGCAACCUCGCCGGCGAGCACCUCCUGCUGACCGGCAAGCCAUGCCGUGGCCUGACACUCGUCUUCGACGUCCGGUUGUCGGAGUACCACGUCUUGAACCUCUCCACCGGCGAGCAUGUAUCCCUGCCGCCGUGCGAGACGGCGGAGGAGAUAGCACCGGUGGUUCCAAAGCUGAUGCUGCUCGAACGGCUUCCUCUGGAGCUCUCCAGCACCGGCCUCGGCUUCGACCCGGCCACCGGCCAGCACAAGGUGGUGAGGCUCUUCAGGAACAUCUUCGGGCAGCAGAAGUGCGAGGUGUGUUCGCUUACGGCGUCCGGCGAGUGGCGGUGGCGGCGCUGCGCCGGCGGUGACGCGCCGCCAAGAUUCGCGUGCUACGUCGACGGCCGGCCUCCCGUGGCCCUCGAGGGAUCCCUCUACUGGCUGCUGCACCGGCGAAGCUGCGCCUACGACGGCAGCGCCAGGGACCCGCAACAGGACGCGCCCAUCCUGUCGCUCUCCGUCGGCGCCGAGCGGUUCGGGUGGGUGCGCACGCCGCCGCGGCUGGCGUCACGCAUCCGGCACCUCACCAACCUCGACGGCGCCCUCUGCGCCGUCGUCCACGACCGCCUCGUCGACGACGUGCUCCUGCUCGUGACGUGGAGUCCAUCGUCGCCAUCGUGGUCUGCGCGCUGCCGCGUCGACGUGGGCAGCCUGCCCCGGCCGAUCCGGGACGAGCUCAGCGGGGAGCGGGAGAUCGUGCCGCUGUGCAGUGUGAAGAAGAAGAUCCUGCUGGCGACGAGCCGGCACAAGGUGUACGCCUACGACACGGAGCAAGGCGCCGCCGAGGAGGUGUUCGACAUGAAUAGCUUUGUCGACGUGCCGCCACACAACAGCGAGUCACGGCUGUUCGUCAACAUUGGACUCCACGAGGAACGCAUCGGCCCGAAGUUGGCGGGUGACCACUGGCUACAGGUGAAGCGGGGACGAGACGUGGUGAUCGGCAAGCGGGAGGCGUCGUCGUCGGUGUACCAUCUGGAACAUCGGGAGCAGGACGAGGAUUUUCACAGGACGAGGGAGGUGAUCAUGCAGCUUGCAUUUCCAGUGUAG
Triticum dicoccoides is the source of this 1419-nucleotide messenger RNA. RefSeq lists its product as uncharacterized. The record is from RefSeq and is a predicted model, not a curated record. Gene Ontology annotation, molecular function: protein binding. The coding region runs from base 1 to 1419 and encodes 472 amino acids. The transcript has a single exon. NCBI's taxonomy places the organism in Eukaryota, Viridiplantae, Streptophyta, Magnoliopsida, Poales, Poaceae.